Dreissena polymorpha is the source of this 4334-nucleotide messenger RNA. Its product is annotated as collagen alpha-2(V) chain-like. Lineage: Eukaryota; Metazoa; Mollusca; Bivalvia; Myida; Dreissenidae. The record is from RefSeq and is a predicted model, not a curated record. Bases 14 to 2929 code for a protein of 971 amino acids. The transcript has 13 exons. Gene Ontology annotation, cellular component: plasma membrane. Gene Ontology annotation, molecular function: protein binding.
GUAUUUGAACAUCAUGAAUGGGAAAAUGUGUGUCAGUGCAUUAGCGAUAUAUAGUUUAUAUGUAACGUGCAUUUCUUUAUGUUUAUUUCUGACCGACGGAGGUGUAGAUGCAACUGGAUCAUACUUGGGUUUUCCAACAAAGAUUUGUUCCAACGAAUGCAAAAAAUGGACGCCACAAGAAUGCUGGGAUGGUUACUUAAGAAAGCGUGUCUGGAAGAUGGUGUGCGAAGAGAACAUUAUCAAGUGCUGUCCCGGCUACCAGGGUCCGAACUGCUCGGAAGAAUGUUUCAACUGUGAUAAAAUCAAUGGUUUCGAACGAAGAUUUAUCGAUAUCUAUUCAAAGAUACAAAAGCUCGAUGAAAAAUGUUCCAAUGUCAGUACAGGCGGCGGAGGUGAUGGCGGCAACAAUAGAGAUUGUCAGUGUCCCGCAGGCGUCCGAGGUGAACGCGGUCCCGCGGGUCCUCCUGGUAUCCCGGGUCCGCAAGGAACACAGGGACUGCGCGGCGAACCGGGGACACCAGGGAUGCCCGGAAGUCAGGGUCUCGAGGGUCUUCCGGGAAGAGACGGAGUUUCAGGCACCAAUGGGUUAUCUGGACAGAAGGGCGAUGCAGGUGAACCUGGGGCACCGGGUCCCGCUGGGCUCAGAGGGCUAUCAGGAAGUGACGGAUUAGACGGUCUUCCAGGCCGACCUGGGGAUACCGGGCCUCAGGGUCCUCCGGGAAUGAAAGGAGACCCGGGAACUCCAGGCCGUGACGGCAUCCCAGGAAAUGGCGGGGCUGGUAUUAAAGGUGAAAAGGGAGACCCGGGUUUGCCUGGACGAGAUGGUCUUCGUGGGUCUAAAGGUGAAUUUGGAGAACCGGGAGCUCCAGGACUACAAGGCAAUCCGGGUGUCGGCGGUAUACCGGGCGAAAGGGGCCUAAAAGGAGAGCCGGGACAGAACGGUCUUCAAGGGCAGAAGGGAUCUGAUGGUCAAUCUGGGCUCCCUGGACAAAAAGGCGACCCUGGACCUGUAGGCGAACCAGGGAUACCGGGUUUACCCGGCCUGAGAGGAUACCAAGGGGAACCAGGCAGUGAUGGGCUGAAUGGCUUCCCGGGUGCUGAUGGAGCUCGUGGUAUUGAUGGCCUUCCCGGUCAGAAAGGUGACCGUGGUGAACCAGGACGGGACGGGGUAUCCGGACCUGGUUCCGGUGGGCAGAAAGGCGAGCAGGGUAUCCAAGGCUAUCCCGGAAUAGACGGUGACAAGGGUGAACCAGGAAUUCCUGGUCCUCGGGGUAUCGCAGGAUUAAACGGAGCCAAAGGUGAGCACGGCGCUCCUGGGAUCCCGGGACCCGAAGGACCCCCUGGUGUUGCUGGGAUGGACGGUAGGACGGGACUGAAGGGAGAGCCAGGGUUCCCGGGCAAAGACGGUCGGCCAGGCGAUGUAACGAAAAUCGAGGAGAGCACGAUUAUUAGAGAGCUUCAAAACACUGUCAAGAACCUGCAGACAAACUUGGAGAAGAACAACGUUAUCCUACAGGGCACAACGACCCGCUUGGAGACGACCAUCCGGGAACUUACGGAACUCCGUACUAUCUGCAACAGCAUUGCUAGUUGUCGGUUAAACUGCACCGAGGAGAGCUUCCUUUGCAGCUGCGGAAUGUGCAUCCCCCGGAAGUUCCAGUGUGACGGCUUCCCGCAGUGUCCUGACGGCACCGAUGAGGACCCAAACAUCUGCGAAUACGUGUGCCAGCCGGUUGUGGAUUUCAAGUGCACGUCUUCCGGCCGCUGUAUCCCGGCGGCCGACGUGUGUAACGGGAAAGUCGACUGUCCAGACGGGUCCGACGAGAACACGGUAAACUGCACGAUUAACAGUUGCACGGAGGGUGGGUACCCAUGCAGGGACGGCUCCAAGUGUAUCGCACGCGAGGAGCGCUGUGACGGCAAGGAGGACUGCUCGGACGGAAGUGACGAAGAGCAGUGUAAUGGCAGUUCCCGAGAGUGCAGGCCGGACGAGUUCACUUGUGGGAACGGGGAUUGUAUCCCUAAGCGAGAAAUGUGCGACGGCGAUCCUAACUGUCUCGACGAGAGCGACGAAAGCAAAACCGUUUGUACACGGCCGGUCGUAUGUCCCGAGGGCCAGCGUCCGUGCGCUAACGGCAUUGGCUGCAUAAACCGUGAACUGUUCUGUGACGGCAAGAUUGACUGUAAGGACCAAUCGGAUGAGGCCCCCGGCAUCUGUCCAAAGCCAAGCCCGACACCAAUUCGAAUAGAGACCCCGGCAGUCACAACCACGACCCCGAUCACAACCACGACCACGAUCACAACCACGACCCCGAUCACAACAACUAAGACUCCAACCACAACCACUGCAAGCACAAGCUCUCGGGCGACCCCUACCAGUACAUCCAUCACCAGUACCACCGAGGAUAUAUUCGACGGGUCUGGUGACGUGCCUACGUGCGAGAAGUUGUACGCGAGCUUGAAAGAGUCUAACUUCCCCGGCGGAUUCCCACCGCCUCUCAGCCCGGAUCAAGCUGUUACCGCGGAAUUGUGUCAGUUUUUGCUGGAACAUACCCAAAAAAGAUGUGAAACGGAGGACAUUCCUUUAUGCGAGUUAAUAGAGGGUCUUACAAGUUUGCCUAACGUCAGCGGCAGACGCAGACGACACAAACAUCCGGUGAGCGAUGACGUUGACAUGAAAGGCGCAUUGAAUGACGCAGCGGCGGUGACAGGCGAAGUGUUUGAUGUUAACGAAUUCUCGGACUUGUCAUUCGUCGAAAACAACGACACAAAACCUGCUGAUCUGAAAUACGACGUCGAUGCAAUCUCCCAGAAGCAAAGGGCAUCGGCCGUCGUUGCACAAAGCUCCGCAUGCGCGCUUGCUUGUCUAUAUCUCUCACAUGCUUUGACUCUGCUUGGCUUUGUUAUAGGUGCGUUUACGCGGACUUAACAAAACGUUUAGAAAUGUUCUUAACAUAAAUCGUGUUAAUUUAUAUCAACAAGGUCAGUACCAAAAUGUGCCAUAUGUGUUUAUACCUGUAUUUUUUUUAUUUGCAUCUAUCGCCAAAGUAGCUUCUUGCAUUGCUUAUGUUGAUUGAUUAAAUGAGUCGCGUUCUGAGAAAACUGGGCAUAAUGCAUAUGCGUCAAGUGUCGUCCCAGAUUAGCCUGUGCAUUCCGCACAAAUACCAUAAAAGCGGAAAGUGUCGUCCCUGAUUAGCCUGUGCGGACUGCACAAGCUAAUCUGGGACGAAACUUUCCGCACAUGCAUUAUGACCAGUUUUAUUAUAAGCUAAAAUAUUCGUAAUACGUUUUCAACUAUCUUUCCACGGAAACUAAUACAAUCAGCAUUUGUAAAUUUGUCAUGUUUGGAUGUAUUUGCAAUAUAUUUUGCUAAAUAUAUGCACCAUUAUUGUUGGAUGAUUUACCUGAUUUGUGUCUUUUGGUUGAAUUGCGAGUAUCAUUUCAAAAUUGUUUGUUUAGUCGGUUAACCCUCAAAUGUUAAAUAAUAGGCAUUUCUCAGUCUCUGGCAAUUUCCAAUGACGGUCGGUUUCUUCCUUGUGUUAAUAAUAUGUUUAUGUGUUAUUUUACGUAAAUGCGAGAUAGAGACUAGUUUCAAAGUGUUAUGUUCGCAAUAAAAAAAGAAAAUUAUUGAUCAAUUCAAGAAACAUGAUUUAACAUAUAUGUUAUAUACAUCUUUGCCUGGUUUUCUGAAGUACAAAGCAUGAACAAGAAUGCUGGGUAACCUUUUCACACUAAUCCCAAUCUUUAUAUCUAUAUAUGUUUGACAUAAUCAUUAUGCGCUCGUGAUCUCUAAACUUUCAAUGACUCACUUGUUAACGACAUUUAGGUGCCAGCAUUCGGACGAGGGCGGGGCGCGGACUGCUUAACUCCACUACCAAAAAAUCAGGACGUUCAUUUCAUAUUCCUGCGCGAUGAAAAAUAGUGCGUCAUAUAUUUUAAAAUCCGUGUUGUGGAAUAGUCAUUUACGAACACAGUUCUGUGUAGAUUUUGUUGAAACACAGUCAUUUUUUAUGUUACAUAUGAAUGUAUAAGUAUUAUGUAUUCAAUAGCUAUGUAGACCGUAUAUGUGAUGUGCUUGUAACAAGCCUUAUUAUAAGUUACAUUGAUGUUUUUUACAAAACAAUAAAUAAUUUUGCAAGUGUAUAUACAUUGAUGAGAUUAUUAUUGGAAGUGUUAUUAUUAUAGCGUGUUUACGUUAGAAACAAUAACAGUGCGAUAUAGCAUUAUUUGCAUUUGUAUUUUUUAUGCGAAAUACUGGUCAAUUUUACUAAAUACUGUUAACGUCACGGGAAGCUUUUCAUUUGAAUCAGCAUUUAUAUUAAACAUAUUUUUUA